GAGCUGGCCAUUGCUGGCUGCCGCAAUGGUCAAGCUUGUGGUCAGCGUCCUGGCUGGGCUGGCGCUCCUGCUUUCGGGGUCCCUGGGGGACUCCACCCCUCUACCGGACUACGGCUCUGUGGCCAGGGUCCACAAUGGGGGGCAAAGAGGCAAAUGGGGCUCGGUGGACAGGUGCCCCACGGGGAGCUUCGCCACCGGGUUCCAACAAAAGGUGGAGUCGUACCGGGGUCCCACCAUAGACGACACAGGACUCAACGGCAUCCGGCUCCUUUGCACGCAAGGCUGGAGUGGAAGUGGACAGAAGGGCCACGCCGUGGAGUCCGAGAGUGGACAGUGAGUCUGGAGAACAUGGGUGGUGCACACG
Molecule: messenger RNA, 364 nt
Organism: Anolis sagrei ordinatus
Lineage: Eukaryota; Metazoa; Chordata; Lepidosauria; Squamata; Anolidae
Source: RefSeq, a predicted model, not a curated record